AAAGGAGGAGGGGGGGGGACCGAGGACUUAAUUGUAACAGAUUGGUGUGUGCGUGGCGAAAAGCCAAAUGACAUUAUAUUUUAAUAAUUAAGCGUAUUUUAACCGAGUGAUUGCUUAUUAGGGUUGUGGUGUGGUUUGUUUUUACACGACUCCUCAGUGGAAAAGGCCUCUGUGGUGAAAUUAUAAGGGGAGAAGCAGCAGCAGCAUCUCGUACUGGUGUGUGGAUCUCAGCAGGCGUGGAAAGAAAGCCUGCUGAGAAGCGAAGCCGGGAGCUGGAGUUUGCAACGGAGGACUCGCCAUGGCGGUAAACCUGGACAAGGAAGCGUAUUACCGCCGGAUCAAAAGAUUAUACAGCAACUGGAAGAAAGGAGAAGAUGAGUUUGGCAAAGUUGAUGCCAUUGUGGUGUCUGUCGGAGUGGACGAAGAAAUUGUGUAUGCCAAAUCCACAGCCAUACAGACAUGGCUGUUUGGCUACGAGUUGACAGACACCAUCAUGGUGUUUUGUGACACCAAAAUCAUCUUCCUCGCCAGCAAGAAGAAGGUGGAUUUCCUCAAACAGGUGGCUGUAACUAAAGGCAACGAAAACGCCAACGGUGUCCCGCCCAUCACCCUGCUCACCAGAGAAAAGAAUGAAAGCAACAAGGCCAACUUUGACAAGAUGAUCGAGGCGAUCCGAGGUAGCAAAGACGGCAAGACCGUGGGAGUCUUCAGCAAGGACAAAUUCCCCGGAGAGUACAUGAAGAGCUGGAACGACACAAUCACCGCUGAUGGAUUGGAAAAGGUAGACAUCAGCGCUGUGGUCGCGUACACAAUGGCAGUGAAGGAAGACGGAGAACUGGGCCUGAUGAAGAAGGCAGCGGCCAUCACCAGCGAAGUGUACUCCAAGUUCUUUAAGGAGCGCGUCAUGGAGAUUGUUGACGCAGAUGAGAGAGUGCGUCACAGCAAGCUUGCAGAGUCGGUGGAGAAGGCCAUUGAGGAGAAGAAGUACCUGGGCGGUGCUGAUCCUUCCACAGUGGAGAUGUGUUAUCCUCCUAUCAUCCAGAGCGGAGGGAACUACAGCCUCAAGUUCAGCGUCGUCAGCGAUAAGAACCACAUGCACUUCGGUGCCAUCACGUGUGCCAUGGGGAUCCGCUACAAGUCAUACUGCUCCAACCUGGUGCGCACCCUCAUGGUGGACCCCCCUCAGGAGAUGCAGGAUAACUACAACUUCCUGCUGCAAGUGGAAGAGGAGCUGCUCAAACAGCUCAAACACGGUGUAAAAAUCUGUGACGCCUACAACGCUGUUCUGGAGUACGUGAAGAAAGAGAAGUCAGACCUUGUAGCAAAGCUGACCAAAAACCUUGGCUUUGCAAUGGGAAUUGAGUUCAGAGAAGGCUCGUUGGUUUUGAACGCUAAAAACCAGUACAAACUGAAAAAAGGCAUGGUGUUGAGUGUCAGUUUGGGUUUUGCUGACCUCGUGAAUAAAGACGGUAAGAAGGACGAGCAGAAAAAGUACGCCUUGUUUAUCGGUGACACGAUACAGAUCAAUGAGGAAGAGGCAGCCACAAUACUCACACCAGUCAAGAAAAAGAUAAAAAAUGUGGGAAUCUUCUUGAAGAAUGAUGACGAGGAGGAUGAGGAGGAGGAAGGAGACGAUGCUGAGGAGCUGCUGGGGAAGGGAGCUCGGAGUGCCGCUCUGCUCGCAGACAGAACCAGACUACUUGGGAAGAAUGAGAUGACGGCGGAGGAGAAGAGGCGGGCCCACCAGAAGGAGUUGGCCAAUCAUUUGAAUGAAGAAGCCAAGCGUCGUCUGACAGAGCAGAAAGGAGAGCAGCAGAUUCAGAAGGCCAGAAAAUCAAACGUGUCUUACAAAAACGUCUCUCAGAUGCCCAGAGAAAAGGACAUCAGAGAAAUGAAGAUCUUCAUCGACAAGAAGUACGAGACUGUCGUCAUGCCCGUUUUUGGUAUCGCCACACCGUUCCACAUCGCCACCAUCAAGAACAUCAGUAUGUCGGUAGAAGGAGACUACACCUACCUGAGGAUCAACUUCUACGUCCCCGGCAGCUCUCUGGGACGACAAGAGGGAAAUAUCUUCCCCAACCCUGACGCCACAUUUGUUAAAGAAAUCACGUACCGAGCGUCCAACCUGAAAGCUCCUGGCGACACGUCGGUGCCCUCCACCAACCUGCAGAAUGCUUUCCGCAUCAUCAAGGAGGUACAGAAACGCUACAAGAUGCGAGAGGCCGAAGAGAAGGAGAAGGAGGGCAUCGUCAAGCAAGACUCACUGGUCAUCAACCUCAACCGCAGCAACCCCAAGCUCAAAGACCUCUACAUCAGACCCAACAUCGCACAGAAGAGGAUGCAGGGCUCAGUGGAGGCACAUACGAAUGGGUUCCGCUUCACGUCAGUCCGCGGCGAUAAAGUAGACAUUCUUUACAACAACAUCAAACACGCCAUCUUCCAGCCGUGUGACGGGGAGAUGAUCAUCGUACUGCACUUCCACCUCAAGAACGCCAUCAUGUUCGGUAAGAGACGCCACACAGACGUCCAGUUCUACACGGAGGUUGGGGAGAUCACCACAGACUUGGGCAAACACCAGCACAUGCACGACCGAGACGACCUGUAUGCCGAGCAGAUGGAGCGGGAAAUGAGGCACAAGCUCAAGUCGGCCUUCAAGAACUUCAUUGAGAAGGUGGAAACGCUGACUAGAGAAGAGCUGGAGUUCGAGGUGCCCUUCAGAGACCUGGGGUUCCAGGGCGCCCCCUACAGGAGUACCUGCCUGCUACAACCCACGUCCAGUUCCCUUGUCAAUGUCACUGAAUGGCCACCAUUUGUGGUGACUCUGGAUGAGGUGGAGUUGGUCCACUUUGAGCGUGUGCAGUUCCACCUGAAGAACUUCGACGUGGUCAUUGUCUACAAGGACUACAACAAGAAGGUCACCAUGAUCAACGCUGUGCCCGUCAACUCUCUCGACCCCAUCAAGGAGUGGCUCAACUCUUGUGACAUCAAGUACACAGAGGGAGUCCAGUCUCUGAACUGGACCAAGAUCAUGAAGACCAUCGUCGACGAUCCCGAGGGCUUCUUCGAGCAGGGAGGCUGGUCUUUCUUGGACCCAGAGAGCGAGGGAAGUGGUGCAGAGGAAGAUUCAGAGUCAGAAAUGGAGGAUGAAACAUUCAACCCCUCUGCAGAUGAAGAGGAGGAGGAGGAGGAAGACAGUGAUGAGGACUAUGAUUCGGAGACGGAGGACUCUGAUUACAGCGCGUCAGUUGGCAGCGAGGAGGAGAGCGGUAAAGACUGGGAUGAGCUGGAGGAAGAAGCCAGGAAAGCUGACAGAGAGAGCCACUACGAGGACGAGGACACCUCCGCCUCCGCCUCCACCAACAAGAAGCGAAAGGUCCGGCCAUCAGCCCCGCCGCCCAGCAGCAAGAAGAAGCGACGGUCCUAAAUGUCUCUCACACACAUACAUAUACAAACACACACACACACUGCCAAACCUAGCUGACCCUUCCUUCUACCCCAACCGGCUCUUUUGACUCAUGCACUUCACACACAACACACAUGGGCCCAGACACACACAAUGUGUAUAUAGUCGUAGAAGCCCUUUAUUUUUGUGUUGGUCAGUGAAGUGUCAUGUUGAAAUGGUAAGAAAGAACCAGCAGGACUCUCUCACUCACACACACACACACACACACACACACACACACACACACACACACACACACACACACACACACACACACUUCAUUCAUUAGCUUUUUUCCCCCUCCUCAUUCCUUCCUCAUUCUCUUUUGUCUCCACCUCCCAUCUCCAUCCAUCCAUCAGGGUUUCAUGUUUGUGUGUGUGUGUGUGUGUGUGUGUGCAUGUGUGCGCAUGUUUGUUUAAAUGGGUUUUUAUUGUAAGCAUUGUUUAUUUUCUGUUACAAAAAGAUGAGUUUCUUAAUUAAUGGAUAAUUAAAGAAAAGACUUGACAUAUCCUCUGCCAAGAGUUUUAUAUAAAAACUGAGAAACUUUUGAUUUCCCCCCGAUCGUCUCUCCUCCUCUGUGUCUACAUUUCACUUUCCCUUCAUGUUUGUUCAAUUGUGGUAAUAAGAUGAAACACUUGUCUUUUUUGAGGGGGGCAGAUACAUUUUCUGAAUUUUUUUUUUUCCUUUGUUUUUUUUUUUUAAUGGGGUUUGUAAAUGCACGCAGGCACACACAUACACACACUGUCUCCCUCGCACUUGUCCUCCUCUCUGUUCCCUUUUUUUGUUCAUUCUGAGUAGAUAAGUUGUUGUACUGUUAAUUCUGAAAAGCCUGUUUUUUGUAAUAAAAUUAAAAGGAACUGUA
Siniperca chuatsi (mandarin fish) is the source of this 4304-nucleotide messenger RNA. It is a transcript of the gene supt16h, whose product is annotated as SPT16 homolog, facilitates chromatin remodeling subunit. NCBI's taxonomy places the organism in Eukaryota, Metazoa, Chordata, Actinopteri, Centrarchiformes, Sinipercidae. Bases 299 to 3424 code for a protein of 1041 amino acids. The transcript is spliced from 26 exons. Gene Ontology annotation, molecular function: nucleosome binding. Gene Ontology annotation, cellular component: FACT complex. Gene Ontology annotation, biological process: positive regulation of transcription elongation by RNA polymerase II; transcription elongation by RNA polymerase II. The record is from RefSeq and is a predicted model, not a curated record.